CACUUUUCUGUAGGCAAUAUUUACACAAGUUGAAGGGGGGUUGAUUGCAUGCGUUUGAAGCGGCGGGUGCGCACUAACCAAGACUGCUUUCAGGCUGAUGCGUCUCAGCUGUUGGAAAUUAUGAAGUAUACCAAUAUGGGAAUAUUCCUCGCGGUUUUGGAUCAUUUGUGUGUUCCAAAGUAGAUACCUGCAGCACUUUGGAGAUCAUCCAGAUGCAAGUUUUUCAAGGAAAAAAAUGCUUUUGGCGAUUUCAACAAGUUGCUCCCAGAGUCCACCCACCCACCUACACCCCCUCCUGCCGUCGCUGGUCCUAAUUGGUUUUUGGGAAGCAGGGCUGUGACGCCUUAGUUUGAUGACAUCACCCAGUCAGUCACACACGGUCGGACAAGCGCGCUCAGAGGGAACUAGUUGUUUGGUGUAGAGAGAGAGAGAGAGAAAGAGAGGCAGGACUUCAUUACAACCAAAGCAUCAGCUGAGGGAAAUAUUCACCUGUGCGCUGCCAGGACGAAUUCACGAGGAUUUCUCAUUGAUUUUUAAAGCAGACUCUGUUUUGAAGGCGCACUGAGAGGGACACUAACAACAAUCUGCCGGACCCCUGUUCUUGUCCUGCUCUCCACACAAGUUUUUAUCUUUGAAUAAGGUUUCACACAGACACUGAUCCGCAUCUGUUUCGAUUUUCUUUCGGAGACACUGCGCGCCUGGUUUCAUAAAGAGAGGACCGUAAUCAACCAUGGCGAGACAUGACGCCCGAAAUUGGCAAGACUGCUCCAAAAUGAUCGGACUGCUCUGCAUGUUCGCGUCGAUACUUCUCCAACACGGAGUGUCGGGUCAGCGGGUGAAGGUGGAGCCGGAGGUGUUGUCAUAUCCCGGUCAGACCGUCAACCUGCGCUGUGCCUUCACCGAUGCCACUGGGAUUCAGCUCACAAUGGUCACGUGGAUCUAUGAGCCGAAAGAAGGAGAAAGGAUCAACAUCGCUGUGUUUCACCCCAGCUUUGAUGCCAACUAUCCUGAUUCUCCUGUGAAGGGCAGAAUCAGCUUCACACCCAGUCCGCCAGACCUGGCCAGUCCUUCCAUCCAGAUAACCGAUGUUAGAAUGUCCGAUGAGGGGAAGUACAUCUGCGAGUAUGCUACCUACCCCAGUGGCAACGAGCAAGGCAUCACAUACCUGGUCAUGCUGGCUAAGCCUCAGAACUCGGCCUCCAUCGUAACAGUGGAAGCAGGCACCAAGCAGGUCGUCGUGGCACGCUGCGAGUCUGUCAAUGGCCGUCCACCUGCCCAAAUCUCCUGGGUGACCACAGCCAAUGGCAAUGCGACAACAGUGUCCAAGCAGGGUACCGACAACACAGUGACCAUGAUCAGCGAGUACCGCAUGGUUCCCACAGCAGCAGACAACGGGAAAGACAUAAGCUGCGUGGUGGCACACCGGACCCAGGUCAAACCAGAGAGCUUCCCGCUGAAGCUGGCGGUUCUGUACCCCCCUCAGGUGACAAUAGUAGGUUACGACAAUAACUGGUACUUGGGUCGUACAAAUGUGAUACUCACCUGCCAGGCUACCGGAAACCCUCACCCGUCCACUGUCCAGUGGAAGACUAUGUCAGGAGAGAUGCCAGACAUCGUGCAGAUCGCAGGCAAAGAGCUGAAGGUGCUGAAGGUGGAUGACACGGUCAACACCACUUUCGUCUGUGAGGUCAAGAAUCGCAUCGGGACCGGCAGGGACCAGGUCACAGCCAUGGUCAGAGAGCCCUCAGUGAACCCAACCAACGCUGGCGUGGUGGCGGGAGCUGUGAUUGGCUCCCUGCUGGCCCUCCUUUUGGUCGCCGCUCUCAUCGCCGUGCUUGUUACCCGUAGCCGCAGGCAACAGCAGGGUUACCGUGCCAAUGACAUGAAGACGCGCAUAUUUGGUGGAGGCAAGAAGGCCAGCAAGAACGGCACAGGUGGAGGCACAGGCACUGGCGGAGUGGGUGGCGGUAACAACAAUGGCCCAAUCUAUGUUUACAACGAGAGCUCAUCCCACCACGGCCUGGGAGAGAAAAACAACCACCAUCAGCCGCUCACCAUGGGGGGCCGGCCUGAAGUUGUUGCCACGACACCCACCGCCCAAGAUAUCCUGCUAAGCAAUGAAUUAGACGAUGCUGAAAGGAGGAAGUUUGAUGAGCUGGAGGAGGAGGAGAGGUAUGACAACUUCAGUGGAGGGGCCCCCAUCCUUCAGCUUCGCCCACCGCAGGACCAGGACGAUAUUAUUGGAGAUUACCUGGAUGAUGACAUGGAGUCCCAGCGAGAUGGCUCUGUCAUCUCACGGACUGCCGUUUACGUAUAGAGGAGGAGGAGGAGGAGAGGAGGAGAAGAAAAAUGAGUGAUGGAGGAUUCCUCCAGAGGAUUUUGUGGCUCCAGGGUUUCGACCCUGUCUGAUGGAGAAGAGAAAAUAAUACCACUUUUAUUUUUGAAAUUGAUCGUAAUUAUAGCCUAUUAUUAAUCACAGUGCUGCCCCAGAAUGGACUGAAUGAACAGGGUUGUGUGGUUGGAUAUUCUAAAGAGGAGCGUUACCGCUAUCUGGUCCCUAAGAACUGAAUAUCAAACGGAGAAAAGAAACAACCUGUCUCUUGCCGCUUCUUCUCAUGCCAUCACUAUCACUGGGACCUUGACAAGGACUUUUGACAGACAGACAGACUAAAAGAGAGAAACUAUGUAGUGCAGGAGUAGGAUAAUGGAAUCAUGAUACAAGCUUGGCUAUAGAGAAGGCACCACACUUGCAUAUUCACUCUUAUCUUUACCGAAACAGUAGGAGUGGAAGGGGUUGUCAAGCAGUUAGGUGUUACCUGCUAUCAUCAUUCCCCCGCUGGGAAACCUUUUUGUUUUGAUUACGCAUUGUGCUGUGACAGCUGAGUGGUAGUAAGCAGCUAGUGAUGAGUUGAGAGGAAAAGAUUUUAAGCAUGUAGACACUAAUCAUCAGGUGAUUUAGAGAAGAGAGUGAAGUAUUUGCUCUUGUCUACUGGCGAGUUUCCAUUUUCGCUCUCUCUGCCUUCCUCUCAAACUUAAGAAAAAAAAAUAUCUACAAACUAUCAGCAACUGUAGACUCUCUUGAAUUUACAACAUUUAAAAAGAACCUUAGGUCCCUGUGUGCUGCACAAAUACAAGAGCAGCAGAAUUAAACAAAGUAAGUUUGUGGAGGUUUGAAUUUUAAGUUCUUAACAAAGUAUUUGCAUGCAAACUUUUGUACAGUGCCUGGAGGUAAGAGAUGGUAAACAAGAGAUGAGGGAAUGAGGUGUAGCCGAUCUGACAGGGUCAAGGGAUGGAGAGAGGGAUGCAGGAGGCAGUAAGACUGGAGAGGAGCACGUCUCUUCUUUUCUUUGCUUCCUCGUCUCCGUCUCUUCAGAGCGCUCCUGACAGGAGGAGCUUGAUUGGUAAUGAGCCGUGAAGUCGCUCGCUUAGUCGGGACCAACAGAUUGCCACCACUUAUCGUUUAUGACGUGGCGAUUCCUCCCCCUCCCUUCUCUGUCUCUCUAUCACCCCUCUGUCUCUGCCUCUCCCACCCCCCUUUCUCUCUCUUCAUCCCUCGAUCCCAGUGUUUAUGGGGAGUUUAUGAUUUAUCCAGGCCAGUGUUGAGGUCAGGGCCACAGUGAGCAAGGGAGUAUUUUACUGCUCCUGAUGUGUCAAACGCCCCACUUACUCUAUUCCGGACAGGCCUGCUCUGACAUGCCAGGUCUGACUAAUCCACCUGAAGUGGCCACGUUCACACCACUGGACGGAUGCUGCAGCCUCCUCCUGUACUUAAGUAAAUGGCCGGAUGUAACUGAACCCCCACCUCCAAAGUGUGCCCACGUUAGGUUGGAUAGAUUUUCAAUAAGAUCAUCUAAUAUUUCUUUCCAUUAGCGGAUGUUGUUAAAUGUAGUAAAUUGAUCGGGAGACAUAAAAGGUUGUGUCCGCAGCGAAGCAAUGGGAGUCAUAUUGACUAACAGGCAACAAGCGAUGAAAUGGCCCUUUAUGUUGCAGCUCCAGGGCUGAUUGUCUCCUGACUGUUAAUUUAUCCUUCUAACGAGCCACGGGAGGCCUGCUCAGGCAAAUAUUACUCUUGGCUACUGUGCACCGCUGUCUUUGAGGCUCAGUGUGUACGUUUUCAUGCGUCACUGUAUCUAUGUGGCCACUGCUUGACUGUGAUGGACAAUCUUUGAGGGAAGCCCUACUGUAGCUUCUUGAAUCAUGCGUUCCCUGGCCUUCUAAAGAACUCCCUGUUAACCCCUGGGAAUCCAGUGUGUUUGGCUCUCGAUGACUGCGCUGACCUCUUAAGAGGCCCAGUUAAGAUCUAGGUUGCAGGUCAUGAGGUCAAAUGCAGGGUGACCCAUUACCAAGGGCAAAAGAUGACUGCGCUUUCCCCGCAUUUCUUAUCCUUGCUGCUUUUCAACCUUGAACUAUAGAUGUGGGAAAUGCAUACAGUACAAGCAUCUAUACAGGGUGAGAUAGUCCUUGUUUGCCACAGUGAUCGCUGUUAACCUCCAGAGAGGCGGUGAGAGACCGGGAGAAAGAGACAGAGUAGGCAGAUGACAAAAACAGACAGCUUUCAGUGUUUGAGCACCGUCUAACAUAUUAAGCCAGUGUGUUCAAUAGGAUUAUCGUCUAAUGGCCUUAGCUUAUACAUAAAUGCAACUGUCAACCUGGGGUACAGUGAAUUUACUGAACACAACUGAUCUGUCACAUCCACUCAAAAUAUAAACGUAUUACUUAUUUUUGCACUUGUGUGUGUGUCACAGCUACAAAGCGAAAUAUGAGCGUAAUACUUUGUCUUUGGGGUCAAAAAAAUAAAAUAAAAAAUAGCGAUAAGGGACAAAAACUGUUGUAUGUACAUUUUGGUGUGAGGUAUCUGUGUACUAUAUAUGUAAGCAUCUUUAUUUUUCUUGUGAAAAUGUGGAUAUUUAUGAAAAUGUAAAUAUCAGAUUGUUGGAGCCAGUGUUUGAAGUAAAGAGGAAGGCGUUCUGGGUUGGCUUAGCCUGAAGUUCAAAUGUCUCAGAGGGCAUUCAGAAUGUAAUUUUUAAUCUAAUGAAUACCUUGGUGGUUCAGGUGUUACAACACGCUGAACUAACUGAGCUGAGUUUACCUUAAGCCUAAGAGUUGAUUUCUAUCGAGGGCGAGGGGGGAGAUUAUAUAUACUUAUAUAAUUUUUUGCAAGUUAGCAUUGCCUCCAUUUCCACAUAAUAAGCACACGACAUUCUUUUGCACAAUUGGCUUCUCCUUGACGACACCAUGCACAAUAUAAACCACAAUACUCCUAAUUUAUCAGGCAGAGCGUAACCAAGUGUGUUGAGUCUGACUCAGCUCUGUAUGUGUGUAGUUGAAUGUGUAUUUUUGUGAUGCUCGGGGUGCUUUGGGACGUCUCUCAUUGUGUCAUUGGGGCUGUAACCUGAGUAGCUGCCCCUUGUCACCAUGGAAAACACGGCAAACUGAAGAUAUUAUUGCAUUUUCGAGGACACACUCACUCACUCUGCACACACAUACUGGUACAUAUACAUACGCAGAAUGCAGAGAAACAUUCGCCCACGCACAAACACCCCUCAGUCACUCUCAUUAUGCUCACUCCCACAGCCAAACUGUGCAGAAGACACCUCAUACCUGACAACUCUGCCAUCUUCUGACAUAAGCCCACACAAAUGCGUUCGCAUAGUUGCACACAAACACACACUUUUUUUUUUUCCUCUUCUUGCUCAGUAGCCCUGUCAGGACAUAUACUGUGUCCGCUGCUCCAAUGCCUUUUCCAUUCCCCAAAUAGUCCAACCCGUUCCUGAAUCAAUGACCAUGUAGAACAGACAACCACACAUUCGGGACGCACACCUUUCACCUAGUGUCAGAGAAACAGGCUUUUUAGGAAACUGUUUGUCCUUUUCGCUUUUUGUUUUACACAGGAAAUCUAGCUUUCAUAAAUAUGCCACCACGCUGACCUCCUCCCCCUCCCAUAUACCGUCGAAUGCUUUUAGAGAGUCACAACUUCCUACUCAUCUCCAAAAUGUUAUUUUUUUUUCCAACUUCUCACACUUCAGCCACCUCCACUGCUGCGACCGCCUCCACACACACACACACACACACACACACACACGCACACACACACACACACACACACACAUACAUAGUGUUGCCACCCACCUCAGCGCCCAAGUAAGACUUGUCAGACAAAAUGCUUUUAGAGAAAUCCACAAUCCUGGUCCGGGUCUAGCACAAGGUUACAUAGUUAAAAUACCUAAUAUUUCUUCCAGAAAGCCGCAUACUCUUAGUAUUUCUUCGGCUCCAAACAUCUGAUGACUAAUCAAAGCCUUAACAUCUCCCAUCUCACUUGCA
Larimichthys crocea (large yellow croaker) is the source of this 6321-nucleotide messenger RNA. Its product is annotated as nectin-2. The record is from RefSeq and is a predicted model, not a curated record. The transcript is spliced from 7 exons. NCBI's taxonomy places the organism in Eukaryota, Metazoa, Chordata, Actinopteri, Sciaenidae. The coding region runs from base 731 to 2317 and encodes 528 amino acids.